Elgaria multicarinata webbii is the source of this 1545-nucleotide messenger RNA. RefSeq names its product family with sequence similarity 227 member B (gene FAM227B). The record is from RefSeq and is a predicted model, not a curated record. NCBI's taxonomy places the organism in Eukaryota, Metazoa, Chordata, Lepidosauria, Squamata, Anguidae. The transcript has 17 exons. Bases 1 to 1512 code for a protein of 503 amino acids.
AUGGAUAUUGCACAGGCAGAUCCUGCUCAUACCUUUGAAGAAUUUUUACUCUCUCAGAACUUGGAUGAUUGGCCAAGAUUUCCUUACCUGCCAGAAAUGGAUGCCCGUCCUUUGGUUACCCAGUUAAGAAGUGACUAUCCCUUGGACACUGUUACGAAGUAUCUUCAUGACAAUGCUCCAUUGCCCACUGAAAUUAUCUCCAACUUGGAAAAGAGAUUGGAUCAAUGCAACAUAGAUGUCCAUGAACAUGCUAAGCAUGUAUUUUCUUUGGAAUCUGGAAAAUCAAAAAUAAAUGACCAAGGAAUUUCUGCUCCAGAGCAAGCAGGGGAUACUUCAACAACUGAAUCACAGGACAUUGUGAUAAAGAAGAAAAAAGUAAAGAUUGCUGCAGAUGCCACACCAGACUUAAGCUGUAAAACAGUCGAGAAUUACAAGUUCCCUGGUUUCAAGUUAAAGAAACUCACAAAGCUACCAAACCAUCUAGAACCCGCACAACUCUGGGAUUCAGUUCUAAAAGUCCAAAUUCUCAGGGGAGUGAAUGUAAAGGUUUUGAAGAAAUUGUUUAUCUCUGAAGCAUCUCUUGCGAUUUUACAAGACUGCUUUUGGUGGCUGUUUCUUCACAAAUUCAAGCCUGAUCAAGAUGAACAAGACCACUUAUUUGACAGAAUAUCAGACAGCUUUGUGGCGCUUCUAUUGAGUACUCCCAAUUACAUAAAAGAUCCUUUCUUUCAGAUGUAUCCUGACUGCUUGUCACAAGCCGUAUAUGUCACUUUUUGUGAAGCUUUCCCUGAAUCCAGUCGUCGUUUUGAUGAUGAGUUUAAAGAUGAAAUAAUGGAUCUAAUUUUCCAGUGGAUAAGAGGUUUCAAACCUGGAAAAUUUGCUUGGAAGAAAUGGAAUUUAUGCUGGUUGGAAAUGCCCGCAAAAUGCAGCAUGCAAAAAGAUUCCUUUCAGAAGUCAUCAUCAUAUAUGAAAAUCCACUUUAGAACACAGUCAAGAGCAAAGUCUUUGCGUUUUCAGCUGGCAAAAGAGGAGCCAAAGAAGGAACCAAACAAAGAACCAUCCCAUUAUAUUGGAGGAGGUCCAGACUUUCAGCGUUCGCUAUUCAACCUUGGUGGUCAAAGUCCUCUGGUCUUAUAUUAUCUUCAGAUGCACGGAAUCUCUAACACCUUAUCAAAUUCUCGGGCUUACAGGAUCAAUCACACUGAAAUCUGCAAAAUCCCACCAGUUUCUCCAACUUACGUAGAUGUUAUCGAGGAGAGUCAAAAGUUUACGGAAAACCUGCAUAAUGAGUUUCUUGAUUUCCAACACAGGUAUGGUGACGAACUUGCACGGUUAGAAGAGCAAAGAGUGAAAGUUAACAGGAUAUACAGAAGGAUGUUGAGCACAAUUACCAAGAAGCGAACUGAAUCAAGGCUGAAAACAGAGAAGUUUGUCACCCAAAUGGAAAAUGUGAAGCUUCGCCAGUCCAGAUCCAGUAGUGUGAAUUCAGCAACUAAAGACCUCCAGCAUUAAGAUAUACAUAACAACAGUUGCCUGAAUGAUUCC